AUGCGUGGAGAAUGGCAGGAAUUUAAGACACCUGCAGGCAAAAAGUAUUACUAUAAUAAGAACACGAAGCAGUCUCGAUGGGAAAAACCUAAUUUGAAGAAAGGCUCUAACCUAGAAAGCAAUGCGAAAGAAUCACAGACAGAGAGGAAGCCAACAUUUUCAUUAGAACUGGUUAAUGGUUGGCACUUAAUAAUAUACAACGAUGGUACAAAACUUUACUUUAAUGAUGACUCUAAGGAGUUCAAAAAUGACAUCAGUCAAGAGGACGACAGCAGGUGUCGCUCAUUAAUCGAGUCGUUAGAUAAGGAAAAACUGGUUCUUCUGAUUGGCGUUGCCAGAGGUUACACUAUGCGGGAGGAGGACAUUGAUAAAAUCCUCGAAUCUUGCAACGAAGAGAUUCAUCUAUUUAAAAGAAAUCAAGACGAAGUUGAGAGAAAAGAUGAGAUCAGCGAAGAGGCGGGUGACGUAAAAUCCCCUUUACAGGAAAGCCACACUGGGCUAGUCAGCGGGUAUGGUUCAUCUUCGGGGGAGGAAGACGAAGAGGAAGACGAAGAGGAAGACGAAGAGAAUGAAGAACAAAUUGUAAAUCAAGAUAUCAGCAUUAUCGAUGAUCUGAAUCGUAUUGAUACAGAUGACAUUGACGAGCGUAAUAUCUUCUUCGAAUUAUUCGAUAGGUAUAAACUAGACAAGUUUUCCACGUGGUCGCUGCAAAGCAAGAAAAUCGAAAACGAUCCUGAUUUUUACAAGAUCAGAGAUGACACAGUUCGUGAAAGUCUUUUCGAAGAAUGGUGCGGCGAGCGCAGUGGCAAUGCCACCGCUGAAGAAAGCGAUAGCGAAGAUAAUAGCGAAGACGAUAGCGAAGUACUAGAACCAACAAAAUACCAUUAUCUGGCACAAAUUGUUGCUAAUGCGGGAACAAUCGCACCCGACACCAUCCCACAAGAUAUAAGGAAACAACAAAAAGCGUUAUACAAGGCCUACAAAAUCAAGGAGUAUAUACCGUCGAAGCGCGACCAAGACAAAUUCGUUUCCCAACUGCUGUUUUAUUAUAAGACGUUCGACUUGGAACAGCGGAAAGAGAUUUUCUGCGAUUGCCUACGGGAUCACGAACGAGACUUUACGGGGGCAGUCGAAUCGCUGCGUCAGGACAAAGAGCUUAUCGACCGAUGGCAAACACUUCUGAAAGCACCCGCGGACAGUAGUAGUAUAGAGGAUAUAUUGCUGAGCAUUGAGCACAGGUGUUGUGUCAGCCCAAUAGUGGUGACGGAACCACGCUACUACGUCGUGGGCAUUCUGGAGAAGACCGUGGUCUGGGUGCGGUGGCUAGCCGCCGAGGUCGGGCCAUCAAGCCGGUUUACCCCAGUGGGCGCGGGGAACGAGCCGAUAAAUCCGGAAUAG
Saccharomyces cerevisiae S288C is the source of this 1398-nucleotide messenger RNA. RefSeq names its product Urn1p (gene URN1). The transcript has a single exon. The record is from RefSeq and is marked reviewed. NCBI's taxonomy places the organism in Eukaryota, Fungi, Ascomycota, Saccharomycetes, Saccharomycetales, Saccharomycetaceae. Gene Ontology annotation, cellular component: nucleus. Gene Ontology annotation, biological process: mRNA cis splicing, via spliceosome. Bases 1 to 1398 code for a protein of 465 amino acids.